UUUUGCAUUACACUUUGGUUCUUCUUCCAUUCCACGUCGCUUCGUUGCGUGCGCGUUGAUGUGAUUUUCGUGUUAUGUGAAAAAAGUAUAAAAUAGCUCAUAUUUUACAAAUUUGUUUUGUAAAAUCAACACAAAAUAAAAAAAGAAUUCAAAACAGAAUAGAAAAACACAAAAAGGAUCAGAAAAAUCGUGUCCGUUACUUUUGCGAAAUUGUCGCAAAGGCGACAAGGAAAUUUGUCGUCCAAAGAAGUUCAUCAAUAAAACUUUUUUGUAACAUAAAAAAAGACAACAAAGAUCUAAACCAAUUUUUUACAUUAGUACAAUUGUAAAAAAAAAAACAAAAAAGAAUUCAAAACUUGCAAAACUAAUUAGUUAUAUUUUGCAUUACAAACGCCAACCUUUAAUAUAAAAAAGGUGCUGAAAAUUGAAACAAUAGAAGUUCUCUAAAGGAUUAACACAUUGCAUUACGAUUUGUGGCAAAAUUGAGCUACCUAUCGGCAAGAAGUGAAGUUUUACCAGCGUAGACUAAGAAAACACAGGUAAAUUCUACACCCUAGUAACAGUUACAAGUCUUUGUGACCAUUAACGCAUUAGUCUACCAUCGUCGGUCUGGAAAGACAUAUAUGGUUUAAAAAUUAAGUUCGAUUCGCGCAAAAUAUUAAAACAGAGAAGACGCAGCAACAACAAAGGAAGCGGUCUUUGAAAGAUCCUCCUAUGUUCAUUCAAACGGGAGGGGGUGGGAAGGGAAUACGCCCAAAUCAACAGCAUCAGCAGCAACAACAUCACCAUCAGUCGCAUCAUCAGUCGCACCACCAGACACAUCAUCCACACGCCCAACCACAGCAACAGCAAACGCAAGUGUCGUCCGUACACCACGGUCAUCCAGCGUCCCAGCAAACGCAUUCCCACCACCCUCACCAACAGCAUCAGCACUCCCAUCAACAGCAUCAACCACACCAGCAACAGGCACAGCAGCAGCAGCAGCAACAGCAGCAACAACAACAGCAGCAACAGACACAGCAUCAUCAUCCGCCACCCCUAGCAUAUUAUUCGUUUCAAUUAAGUCAAGCACAGCCGCCGCCCCCCGCCCAACAUCCACAAGCGCCCAAUAAUGCAGCAGUCACGGCAUCACAAAUGGCCCCUUCUCCCCCCACACAGGCCAAUACAGCUGGCGCUACGUCGACUGUGUCCGCAACUCAAUCGCAUAGUUUGGUGGGGGGCGCUAGUGGAGGUAUGUCCGGCGGCGGGAAUAGCGCCAGCGCAACAAACAUCGCUAGACAACAUGCCGCAGCGGCGGCAGUGGCGGCAGCAGCUGCUGCGGCCAAUAGCGGCGCCAAUAUGCAGCACUAUACGACUGGAGCGGCGCUCAUGCAACCGCCGGCGACGAGCACGGCAUUCAUGACCACCACCUAUCUGCAGCAGUAUCAUCAGCAGUCGGCUGCAGUAAUAGCCGCAGCAGCAGCGGCUGCACAGUAUAACAACAAUGCCGCAGCAGCUGCAGCGGCCAAUAAUCAAAGCGGAGCGGGCAGCACACAGACAGCCUCCACACUGUACCAACAACAGCAGCAACACCACGCAGCUCUUCAUCAUCCGCAGACAUCGUUACAUACACACUACUAUCACACAGGCGCUGGCGCCGCACCAACGCCUCCACCACAUUUACAUCCCCAUCAUCAUCCACAACAGCAUCAAUUGCGCGGUGUUUUAACAGCGCCGCCGCACCAACGUCAGCCACAAACCACAUAUUUGGUGUCGGCAAAUGCAAUCUUUGCACUACCACCAGGUCCAUUGACAGCAGCGCCGCGCACGUCAUUGUUAGCCGCCGGUGCUCAUCAGCAGGCAGGUAGUACAGGUGGUGGAAUGCCGGUGACACCGCUGCUACAAUCGGGUGCGCGCGCUGCCGCUGGCGGUCCAACAGCCUAUAUAACAUCGCCGUUCUGCCAACCACCAAUGCCGAUGGGCGCACCUGGUCUAACACCACCCCAGCCAUUGCUAGCGACUCCCUCUGCUUUGGCACAGCAGACACUACAAACGUAUGGGCAUUUAACUGGUGCGGGCGCAUCGAAUUCAUCAUCGACGACUUCUUUGACAACACCCGUUGGCGGCGGCGUCGGCGGUGCGAGUGGUGGUAGUACAGGCAACACUGGUGGCACUGAAACAGUCAAGCCGCGUAAACACGCUAUACCCAUAAUACAUCCGAUAACCCACGAGAACAUACUGGACCCUAAACCACAAAAGAAGAGUACUGCAGUGGAAGUAAAGCCUUCGGGCACAGAUAAUGCGGCAGAAACACAGGAGAACAAAGCAAGCGCAAGCGCCAAGGAGCCAACAGACAAAUCCAUCACAGUGUCCAUCACUAAGACACCAUCGUUCACAUCGACCGUAGCCGUGACCACGAAGGAACAGCACAGCAGUGAGAAUGUAUCCGUCACUGCGGGCGCGGCCAACGUGGCAAUACAAAGUUCUUCGUCGAAGGAGAAAAUCGAUCAGCAAAUGCAGACGGAUGCGGUGCGGGAUCGUAGCACAUGCAGGCGUGUGAGCACAUACGAGGGGCAUACGACUGACUCCCCGCCACCUCUUUCCAUCGUGUCUGUUGAUGAAGACAAUGAGAAUUAUCUUUAUGAAAAUUUGCAGGCUACACAAGGCAGUGACCUAAAUGUGAAUGUACUUUGUAAUCGGAUGGGCGAGUAUUUGAAUGAGGAAGAGCAGCAGCUGAGCGUGGGUGAUGAACAAUCGGCAUUGCAUGCUACAACCAGCAUACACAGUGCGACCGGCGAUGACGGCGACGACAGUAAUUACGAUGAAGAAUCUACAUCCCUAAUGUUAGAUGUUGCUGAAAACGAGCAAGAAAAUUUCGAACUGGUAGGGCUAUAUGGUGUGGCGCAAGGUAUGCAACAACAUCCUUCUUCCGGCAGCGACGCGGACGACAAGUUCACACAAGAUCGACACGAAGAAUCUGAUAUCUCCGCUGUUACCUCAGUGACCACACUGAGUGGCGCCGAGGACGACAACAACAAAUCAAGUAUAAUUCAAUCGCUAGAUCAGCGGUCCACAGCUACUGAAACCGUUUUUCCGGCGCAGUCAGGGCAGCGCGCGAAGUCCGCACAGAUCCAAAACGCAGUGACAACAACCGCAACCGCCAGCACUGAUACUUUAUGCGCGGAAACAUUUACAGCAACAACCGCAGGUGGCCAGACUAUUGCACCUACAACAACGCAAACGUCUGCAGGCCCGACAAAGACACAGUUAAAGAGCAGUAAAUCGAAUACAUCAACCAGUUUAGGUGCGACUCCGAUAGACAGUGGCGUUGCACCCACAACAAUGCCCCAUACCGGCAAAACAUCUACACAAAAAACUACUCCUAACACUUCGGGUGCCUCAUCAUCGGCCACAUCGACACCCACACAUCAUACAUACACACAGCCACAGCAAACACAGCGGCAGCAGUAUCAGCAACAACAACAACAACAAAGAAAAACUGGCGCUACUGCAUCGACAAUUCCGAGUGUUGCCAGUACAGUUGGCAGUACAAUGGCCGCAUCGGGAGGUGGUGGCGCUGUCAGUUGUGGUCUGCCAACCUCGCAAGGCGGUGUAGCUGCAAAUUCGAAAAAGGGUCGCAAAGCGUCAAAACGCGCUAAGGAAAGCCAGAAGAAGCUCAGUAAGCAUAGCGACGUUAAUAGCCAACGCUGCAAUGCUGCGACGCUAAGCAGCAGCAACAAUAAUAACAAUAGUAUUAGUAAUAAUAGUGGCAGCAUCAACAAUAACAACAAAAGUAUAUUAAACAAUGCCAAUAAUAAUCUUAAUAAUAAUUUAGCAACUAAAAAUAUGACAACUGUAACGGCAACAACAACCAACAUCCUGACUGAUAUCAAUAAUGCAAAUAGUUCUAGCGAUAGUGGUAAUUUAAUAGAAACAAUUACAACAGCGAAUUUAAGACAACAACAACAACACCAACAGCAACAGCAACAACCACAUCAACAAGCACUGCAACAACGUAGCGGCAGUGUAACGAAAAGUGGGAGUUUGACACGCGGCAUGCCAACGAAAACGAAUACAAGAAGUGAUUCCCUGACGGACAUUCAUCAAACGAUCGAUCCCGUUUCACCUGUCUCGACACUACCACAACAACAACAACAACAUCAACAGCAACCAUCUAAACACUUAAAGACUCAGGAAAUUGUAGCUCAAUUCCUGCAGCCAUCAGAACAGCAAUUGCAAUUUCUCAACAGUUCUUCGUCUGCAUGUGAAGAUGAGGAGGAAAUGUGCGCACGCCUACAAAUGCAGCUGCAACAAGAUACGGCAGCAAACAACAUGCAGGAUAUUAAAUUUGGCGACUUUGCGGAAGGGAAAGAUUGCGACGGAACUACAUCGCCACCACCUAUGGGUGCACAACAACAACAAUUGGAACAAACUCGACAAGUCAAAUCCAGCUCACCUGAAAAGGAAGCGGCGAAUCCCAAUAAGACAGAUUCGUCGAAAGAUGCUGUGGAUUGCGUGUCAAUCGCCAGCACGAUAACGCUAACGAAAAACAGCAACGCGGGCAGUGCCCGCGCCGGUCAAAAGUCGGCUAAUGUGCAGAGCAGCGCCAUAGUGCCACCCAAACCGCGCAAAUACUCAUUGGAUGAGUUGAAGUCGCUUUCGAAGUCUAGCGAGGCACGCAAGCCGCCUAUGGUAUCUUGUCAACGUGGCGAUUGCAUUUCACAGCUGUUUGUUUCGCGACAGCAGCAUCAUCACCUAACACAUCAUGCCCACAACAUGUCCUCAUUAGCGUUACAUCAGCAUUUGCAACAACAACAAUACCAACACAUGAACUUCAAUGAAUCCAUGGAAUUGGUGAGCGGCAAGCGUGGACGCAGCGGUCAGGCGAAGAAGCAUCACGAGCAUCAGACUGGUGGUGGUGCUAUUAGUGGUGUGUUGAGCGUUGCCGCCACAGGUGUCGGCGGCGCGGUGGGUCCGGGUGGAAUGGGCAACGUAGGUGGUAUUAUGAGCGCACAGCAGCAGCGUAAAGUUGACUUUAUACGCGUGCAGUUGUCGCUGAAGGAAGAGAUCAAGCUGUCCGAGUGUGAAAAUGCUUGGCAACCGGAAACGUUGCGCAGCAAAUCCAAUAAUGUUUCGCCGUCGAGCGCUAACGAGGACAUCGACGCGAUGCUGAAGAAGGUGCGCGGCGUUCUAAACAAGCUGACGCCCGACAAUUUCGAUGUGCUACUCAAGUCGAUGACGAGCAUCACGAUGAACACACAGGAGAAAAUGCAACAAGUGAUGCUGCUAAUUUUUGAAAAAACCGUGAGCGAACCGAAUUUCGCCCCUACAUACGCCAAAUUCUGCAAAGUGCUCUUUCAAGAAAUCAAGGCCGAGAGUAAGCAGCUUUUCUCAAGCUCGCUAAUCAACCGCAUCCAACACGAGUUCGAGACAAAUGUGAACGAUGCAAAUGCAAAAAAAUUAAAGUUGCAACCCAUGGUCGAUAGGUUGGAGAGCUGCAUCGAUUCGAAAGAACGCCUGGAACUGCAGGCUGAAUUGGAAGAUCAGGAAUAUCAGUUCCGACGUCGUGCUUGGGGCACAGUUCGCUUCAUUGGCGAAAUGUUCAAAUUGCAAUCGUUGACUAACGAUCGAGUGUUCAUGUGUAUCGAAUCUCUGCUGGAGCAUGGCUCCGAGGAAAAGCUGGAGUAUAUGUGUAAGCUGCUGACCACAGUGGGGCACCUCCUGGAAUCGCCAGAUCACACAAGCAAUGUACGAAUGGAUAAGAUCUUUCGCAGAAUACAGGAUAUCAUUCAUAAAUCGCGUAGCAAUAAACCAGCUGGCGGUCAUUUCAAGAUCAGCAGUCGUGUGCGUUUCAUGAUGCAGGAUGUUAUGGACUUACGCGCGCGCACCUGGGAUCAUCCACAGUCGCAGCCACAACAACAGCAACAACAACAACAAAUGCUGAUGCAACAACAACAACAGCAGCAGCAGCAAUCAACACAACGUCGCUCAGCGAUGAGCUCGAAGCAGGACGACAAAAUGCAGUCAGGCAUGAGCGGCAACAUUUACGAGAAGAACAAUCGACUGGGCAACUACGGUGGUGGCGGCGGCGGCAAUUCGGGCAAUCAACGUCACUACUUUCAAAAAUCUCAAAAGUCACAGCAAUUUAUGCAACAACACGAACAAAAACUGAAUAUCGAUUUAAACAAGCUGAAAUUCACUAACGAUGAGGUAACCCAAAGCACAACCAAACUCGGCAGCUCCACGCUAUACCUUUGGCGCACACCAGGAAGGCAGACUGUCGCAAACACAACCGUAGGCGGUAAUCCGCCCGCAUCACUGUUGACUUUGAACUCCAGUGGCAUGAACGCAGCCAACAGCAGCGGCUUUAAGCGCCAGUCCUCUAUGCUAAGCUCAGCAACAACAACAGCAAUUCCGUCGGCACUGGCCAAUAAUCCUUUUCAAGUCCUCGACAGACAGGAGAAAUCGAACGAGUCAUAUAUGGGUGCGUCAACAUCACCGCAAGAGCACAAAGAUACACAGUUCGCAUUGGACGAUAGCGAUUUGCCCAACCUGAGUAAGAAGGAAUGCCAAAAAUUGCUUAAUCAACUGAUCGAGGAAGUACUCGACGGCGGCAGCAGCCGCAGCAGCAGCAUGAGCAAUAGCUGGCAGCAUGAAACUGUUAACGAGUGGUGUAGUCUCAAUUUGCGUCAACAAAAGUCCUUGCUCAAGUACCUUUUUAACGACUACCUGCACUUGGCCACAGUGAAGCGUGCACAGCGAAAGGCUUGCGCCGCCAUAUUUGUGCAUUUGAUGCGCGCCAAAGUUUGUGAGCCGCAAAUGUUUGCACAAGUCUACACAGCACUGGCAGACGAACUGCCUGACCUGCAGGUUGACGUGCCCAAUCUUUGGACAUACAUUUUUGAGUUUAUAGGACCGCUCUUGCACGAGCAACUGUUGCAUUUCAACGACAUUUGGCUACCACAAUGGGCUGACGACAUACACUUUACGAAACGUUUUCUCCAAGCGCUCAUCACCUACUUCACCAGCGAAUUUGGCGCUACAUACACGCGUGAACUGUGGAAUAAAGAGUUCAAAUUAGAACAUGGCCAGCAAUUCAUGAACGAUGCCGCACAAUGGCGCGACUUUAUCAACUCUAAUGAAUUUCAGUACAUACACGAUCGCAAUUAUAAACCACCGCUCACUGUGCAUGCAACGUCGAGUCAUCCCGCUGCCAUAGCGGAGCAAAUGGCACGCAUUGAAUAUUUACUGAAUGCGGCAAAUGGCUGCGAUCUAGCCAUAGACUACAUAAAUACGAAUGUGCACAUAAACACGCAUUUCAUACGCAGCCUUACGAAAUUUCUCUGCUGUGAUUACGCAACUGUGAUGCCGGCGACAAGCGCGUCCAGUGCGACGCAUCCAACGACGACGACUGAUAAAAAUAGUAGACAACUAGACGCCGAACUAUUUCGCCAGAAAUGCAUACCGCUACUGAGGCUUAGCCUAGACGGCGUGGAGGCGCAUGAGUUGGCUUGUCUUGAUGCUAUCGUUGACGCCAUGCAGCAAUUCCAUGACAUUCCAACCGCCAAUCAGCUCAUCUGUAGCGUAUUCGAUUUGAUCUACGAUAGUGAGGUGAUACCGAAAGAGUCCUUCGACAAGUGGUAUCGGGCGGAGCAAGCAAAUGUCUGUGUAAUUGAUAAUAAAGAAGCAAAAAGCUUUCUGGAGACCAGUAAUAGCGCGACGAGUCUAAUAAAGGCGUCAGCAAAAAAGUCGUUUGCGUUAGCGCCGAUGGCUUCCUCUAGCAAAGCUGGCAGUGGCAGUGGGCGUAUGAAUGAAGAGUUGCACGCUUACAUGGAAAAGCUGCUUUAGCGCCGUAGGCGCCAAGGCCGCACCGACAAAUAUAAGCAAAAACAACAGCAGUAGGGUAGCGGGUGUGGAGUUGGGGGCCAUUGUAAUGGCAGCGCGGCCAAGCAACAACGCACUUAUGCUGUGUUACAAUUUCAGUGAGAUGAAUAAAAGCGAGCAGAGGAGGAAGACGUAAAUGGAAUUACAUACAAAUAGUAAACUCAAUUAAA
Molecule: messenger RNA, 8033 nt
Organism: Anastrepha ludens (Mexican fruit fly)
Lineage: Eukaryota; Metazoa; Arthropoda; Insecta; Diptera; Tephritidae
Product: shootin-1-like
Exons: 7
Coding region: 715-7827 (2370 amino acids)
Cellular component (GO): eukaryotic translation initiation factor 4F complex
Molecular function (GO): mRNA binding; translation initiation factor activity; protein binding
Source: RefSeq, a predicted model, not a curated record